UUAUAGUCUCUCUCACUGUUUCACAGCGCAACCGACACCUCCUCUCCCUUACCAAACCCAACACUUUUACUUUAACUCCUCCACAACUUCUAAACAAGCCCCAAACAAAAACCCAGUGUAUUUAUUGACCAAAAAGAAAAAACACAAUCACACACACAAACUCUGAAACAGUAAAAACUAAAAAAAAAGCACACAUCAAUGACAAAUGACCAAACAAAAAGAAAAACACAGAAACACAACCACAUAAACCAGAUCACACACAACAACCCAGAAGAACUCUCUCUACUGUCUCUCUCUCUUCUGAAUCCACCGCACUUUUCUUUCGCCAUGGAUUUUCACGUCUAUGGCGUCUCGAGGCUCGUUUUUAUGUCGUCUGUUUUCGUAUUCUUCGUCGGAAUAUGCCUCGCAUUGCCGGACAAUCCCAACAUCAGAUCGUCCUCUCCGGCGAAUAACUCCGGCCAAAUAAACUCCAACUCGGUCCUCGUCGCUCUUCUGGACUCGCAUUACACUGAGCUGGCCGAGUUGGUCGAGAAGGCCUUGCUGUUGCAGACGCUAGAAGAGACUGUCGGCAAGCACAACAUCACAAUCUUCGCACCCAGAAAUGAAGCUCUCGAACGCGAUCUAGACCCUGAGUUCAAGCGCUUUUUGCUCGAGCCUGGCAAUCUCAAGUCGCUCCAAAAGCUCUUGAUGUUCCACAUUAUCCCAACUCGGAUCGGAUCCAACCAGUGGCCAACUCACCCCGAGUCAACUCAACACCACCGCACUCUCUCCCACGACCACCUCUUCCUCACCCACCACGAGAAGACCGGAGACAAAACCGUUGACCGCGCGAAGCUCAUCCACCCGGAUUUCCUGACCCGGCCCGACGGAGUCAUUCACGGAAUCGAACGCUUGCUCAUCCCACAGUCCGUGCAAGACGACUUCAACAAACGCCGUAGCCUCCGCUCAAUCUCCGCCAUCAAACCCGAAGGAGCCCCGGAAGUCGACCCGAGAACUCACCGUUUGAAGAAACCGGCACCGCCUGCGAAUCCCGGUUCGCCGCCGGCACUUCCGAUCUUCGACGCUUUAGCACCUGGUCCAUCUCUAGCUCCGGCACCCGCACCCGGACCCGGCGGACCCCACCACCACUUCAACGGCGAAGCUCAAGUAAAAGACUUCAUUCACACCCUUCUUCACUACGGAGGGUACAACGAAAUGGCUGAUAUUUUGGUGAACCUUACUUCCUUAGCAACCGAAAUGGGUCGGUUAGUUUCAGAGGGCUACGUUUUAACUGUCUUGGCUCCAAACGACGAAGCCAUGGCUAAGCUAACGACGGAGCAGUUGAGUGAGCCAGGGGCACCGGAGCAAAUAAUGUACUACCAUUUGGUGCCGGAGUACCAGACGGAGGAGAGUAUGUACAAUGCGGUGAGGAGGUUUGGGAAAGUCAGGUACGAUACGCUGCGUUUGCCGCAUAAAGUGGUGGCCCAGGAAGCUGAUGGGUCUGUAAAGUUUGGACAAGGUGAUGGAUCGGCCUAUUUAUUCGACCCGGAUAUUUAUACCGAUGGCCGGAUCUCGGUGCAAGGGAUCGACGGAGUUUUGUUCCCGCCGGAGGAGGUGGAGCCCAAGAAAACCGCCGUGCCCACCAAGGUUGUGUCCAAGCCCAGGAGAGGAAAAUUGAUGGAGGUAGCAUGCCGGGUGCUUGGAGCCGUUGGACAGGAUUCUCGAUUUACCACUUGCCUAUGAAAAAUCCCCCACUAUCCUUUGGCCGACAUCACUGAAAAAUACUAAGAUGCAACAAGACAAGAUUCAUAGAAAAGCAAAGGAUGUAAAAGUUAUGGAAUUGGAAGGCAGCUCACCUUGAGUUUGGAACUAGGGGUGACCUGAGUUUGUGGUUUUCCUUUUUUUCACUUUUCACUUUUUUCUUUUUCUCUUUUCCCUUUUCUUUUUUUUGUGGGUUUGGGUUCCUGAGGAGGUUAAAGAGUUACUCUAGUUUCAUAUAUACCUACUAUUUUAGUACAUAAGUGUAUUUUGUUCUUAAUCUAAAAAUUUGUUAGGAGGCUGGGUUUAUGCCGUGUGUAAUCGAAUCGAGCUGGAAUGGGGCGGAGUAUCUUGCACGUUGUCUUCUGCCUGUUGAAUAAAACAUUUAAACAGGGAAAAUUGUGAAAUACAAUAAAGAAUAUAAUUCUUUCUGUAAUAA
This is a messenger RNA of Quercus robur (English oak), 2176 nucleotides long. RefSeq names its product fasciclin-like arabinogalactan protein 15. Bases 199 to 1722 code for a protein of 507 amino acids. The record is from RefSeq and is a predicted model, not a curated record. Lineage: Eukaryota; Viridiplantae; Streptophyta; Magnoliopsida; Fagales; Fagaceae. The transcript is spliced from 3 exons.